Molecule: messenger RNA, 1849 nt
Organism: Anolis sagrei ordinatus
Lineage: Eukaryota; Metazoa; Chordata; Lepidosauria; Squamata; Anolidae
Source: RefSeq, a predicted model, not a curated record
ACACCCAUCCCCAGUAGGCUGGCAAUUAAAACAGAUUUGCAUGCUCCUAUAUCAGGAUAUACUUGCCCGGCCAUGUUUUUGUUUCUACAUUGUGUGUUUCAUACCCACGUUGCUGCAAUUUCCAUGCGAUUAAACCCAGACAGAAGCACGCUCUGUGUGUGCACUGGGGACUCUCUUCAAGAAAGAACAUGGUCCAAUCUCUAGGCCUGGUGAAUAUUUUUCUUUUCUUCUUUGCUGUAUUCCUCCUCUAUCAUUUCAGCAACGUCUUCCGAUACUACUUCAGGAUUCAUUACUUAAAUGGAUAUAUGCUUCUCUGGUCGAUUGUUCUGGUUCCUGUUAUGGUGCUGCGGGGAAGGAAUGUGGCAAACAUGAGGNNNCUUCGUCUCGUCAUGCUGCCCUUGAAAUAUAUCCUUGGCAUUAAGUUGAAUGUGCGGGGUGCCACAAACCUAAACCUGAAAGGGCCCUAUGUCAUGGUUGCCAAUCAUCAGAGCAACGUGGACUUCCUUGGGAUGUUUCAGAUAUUGCCAGACCGCUGUACCUUAAUUGCCAAGAAGGAGAUCUUAUAUUAUUUCACUAUUGGCAUUGUUACCUGGUUAAGUGGUAUUAUUUUCAUUGACCGCAAAAAUAGAGAUACCACCAUCAAGAUCAUGUCAGAAGCAGCGGACACCAUGGUUCGGGACAAUCUGCGACUUUGGAUAUUCCCUGAAGGAACUCGAUCCAACAGCUCCACGAUCUCGCCCUUCAAAACUGGAGCCUUUCAUCUUGCAGUAAAAGCCCAGGUGCCAAUAAUUCCUGUGGUUAUGUCCUGCUACUUGCCGUUCCUCAACACAAAGCUGAACAAAUUCACAACAGGGGAAGUGACAAUCCAGAUUCUUCCUCCAAUCAAGACAGAGGGACUGAGUCCAGCUGAUGUUCCUGAAUUAACAGAUCGCGUACAUGAGAUCAUGCUUUCCACUUUCCAUGAGCUACCAGGAAAUCCUUCAAAGCAACCCUCCAACACCAAAGAAGAUGCCCACCAAGCCACCAGUAGCCAGGAAUCCUAGAAAUUAAUCCUCCAGCUGCACCGUGUACUUCCCUUUCCAGGCACAGUGACAAAAACUAUAUUUUUAAUAUCUAGUAGUUCAUAUUUUAUUUUGGCAACCAGCCACCCCAUUUGGAGAUUGCACUGCUCUAUAUGCAAAGGAAUUAAUUUUUUCCAUUUCAGGAGCGACUUGAGAAACUGCAAGUCGCUUCUAAUGUGAGAGAAUUAGCCGUCUGCAAGGACGUUGCCCAGGGGACGCCUGGAUGUUUUACCAUCCUGUGGGAGGCUUCUCUCAUGUCCCUACAUGAGAAGCUGGAGCUGACAAACGGGAGCUCACCUUGCUCCCUGGAUUCGAACUACUGACCUUUCAGUUCAACCCAUUGUGCCACUGGGGACUCCUAAUGACAGUAUAAUUUAUUGCUACUGACAAAGGUUGUGAAAACUGAGUGAAUUAGAAACGGAAAAAUAUCUGCAUGGAUCAUCUGCAUGGAUCAUGGAUUACUGACAUUUUUUACGGUCUGGAAAUUUCUGAUUGACUUUUUUGAGAAAAAAAAGAAGGGAAAAUGACUUGAUAGCUGGUUGUUUUGAGUAGGAUUUGGUUAUCUGAAGAAGUGUAUGCCCAAAUUUUAUAGUGAGAGGAAUUAUUAUAUGAUAUGUAUCUAACUACCAAAAAGAAAGCUGGAAGGCACUUUUCUACUUUUCUGUAUUUCCAUCCUUGUCUUACUUGUUCUUUUCCUGCUAUUUUCCCUCUCUUCAGUUUCUUUGUAGUAUUUUUUCUUUAAAUAAUCAUGAAUUUUGUUGUGUUUUUGAAAUUCUUAAUAAAAUUAU